Messenger RNA from Hippocampus zosterae (dwarf seahorse), 6451 nucleotides. It is a transcript of the gene prdm2a, whose product is annotated as PR domain containing 2, with ZNF domain a. Gene Ontology annotation, biological process: regulation of transcription by RNA polymerase II. The coding region runs from base 452 to 4810 and encodes 1452 amino acids. The record is from RefSeq and is a predicted model, not a curated record. NCBI's taxonomy places the organism in Eukaryota, Metazoa, Chordata, Actinopteri, Syngnathiformes, Syngnathidae. Gene Ontology annotation, cellular component: nucleus. Gene Ontology annotation, molecular function: RNA polymerase II transcription regulatory region sequence-specific DNA binding; DNA-binding transcription factor activity, RNA polymerase II-specific. The transcript has 5 exons.
CAUUUCCCCCCCGCCGAGAUACAGCUUGUAACCAAGGUUUAAGUGCUAACGUCGGAGCUAGCUGAAGUCUGAUAUGACAGUAGCCUGCAUGAUAGUACUGCGCAGAUGCCUAUUUUUACAGUUGCUCGACGAAACCGUGUUGCAGGGUCUCAGCUGUUGUGUGUUAUGAUUUUUAUGCGGACGAUGUUUACACAUGUAGAUGUGUGAAAGGAGUCGGUGGGUAAAUCCGUGCGCUAACGAGAAGCGUGUGUCGUCAACGGCUCUGAACUGGAAAUGCGACGUGUCUUGUGGACAACUAGCAAUGGUGCAAGGACGCCAAGCGUCAUCAAGUAAACAAGGUCCAUCGUCGCGUUUGAACAGGGCAUGCCUAUGCUGCUGCACUAACUGUAAAAUGGUGUGACAAUUGAAGCAGGCCCUUUCUGAAAAGAACUGGAUACAAACAUUUGGGAAAAUGGAGCCAAACCCUCACUUCUCUGAAUAUGGAGAUGUUAAGGAUGUACAGCAGGAAGAUGACGACAUUGGGCAAGAGAGCACCAUUAUCGAACCCGACACGUGUGACGUUCAUGAUCACCCCGCUCAUGCUACUCGCUGUGGCUGGGAGUCUUUUCCCUGCGAGCAGUGUGGGAGCUGUUUUACCAGCCGUGAAGGCCUGGAAGGACACAUGCAUAGCCACUCUUUGAUAAAGAAUGUGACGCAUGCAUACAAAAGCAAGAGUGGGGAUAUGGCAUCCGGUUUGGAUUUCGAUCCGCUGCAGCAUGACAACGCGGAGCCUUCAGUUUCAGUCAGCUCAGAUGCCCACAUUGAAAGCACAAAUACCGCCGGACACAACUCCGUCCUACCUGACGAGCACUUGUACGAGCAUUACGCUUGCAGCUACUGUGAAAAGAGAUUCACUACCUAUCCGAACAAAGAGCAGCAUGAGAGCACAGUCCACGAGCGGCAUCCGCAAAUCGCACGAGCGCAACAAAGUGAGAUGCCCUAUGAGGGAAAUCAACAGCAGAUAAUCAUUGCGACGUCAAAUCACAGGGCCCAGCCUGAAGUGGUGGACGAUGAAGUGGAACACGCUGGAAACUACAUGCUCGACGUCUCCGGCGGUAUCUCGGAGAAUCUCCGAUUUUACUUUGACGGGAAAAUUGUGUCGACGAGCACAAUGAGCAGCUGCGAAGCAGCCGAAGUUCACGCCGCGUGUUCGACUUUGGUUGGACUGGAUGCCCUCAUUCUGGAUCCCACUCAGUUGAACCUGGGGUUAAGUAUGGAUUCCAUCCUGAGCAACCAAGAGUUGCCGGGCCAAGCGCUUGCCAGGAGAAGAACCGCAACACCUCCUCUGUUACCCCAAAUCCAAACGGAACUCGAAUCGGAGGUGGCGGUGUCGUCAUCCUCCUCGGAACCGGUGACUGCGUUCACGGAGAAUCCGCUUCCUCAAAUGACAGAGUCUUCACUUACACCCCCGAAGCCAACCAUUGUGUAUCUGUCCCCCAAAGUGAAUCGGCUACAAGAAAAUCAGGAAAUUCUGCUUCCAGAUGGCCAAACAGCUUGCUCGUCCGUCUGCGCCGCGGCAAGAAGGUUUAAAAGAAGGACCGUCUCUCCACAAAGUUCUCCUCAGCACAGCACAACAUCCGAUGAGGAAGCAGCAACGACGGAUACGGAUGGUGAUGCUGUUAGUUUGAGGUCCGUGGACACCCAGGGCUCUCUUUUGCACCAGAGUGCCAGCGAAAGAGGAAAUUCAUCCCGGAAGAUUGAGGAAGCUCAAGCAAUUCCUCUUUCAACAGAGAGCUGGCCUCCUGCGACGGUUGACAACCGCUGCAGUCAGCAACCACUGGAUCUCUCCAGUACAAUGAAACGAAAGGACGUCGGGAAUUCAGACGAUGGAUCCGCGCUGGAUCUCAGUUUGCAAAAAAGCAACCUUGAAGAAUCUGGGCUGAUAUCAAAUUUCGUGUUCCCCUCGGAGGAUCAUUUAAAUGCGUGCCUGCAGGAGAGGGCCUUCCUGAGCGUCGGAGAGCAAAAUGGAAGCGGCGCGAGCCAGGAAACGCCUCUUGUGUCGGACCUCGCCAUUGUUACGGGUUCCAAUAUGGCCGACUCCGUCGCAGAGGGACUCGUUUAUGGACUUUCGCUCCGCUCGUGUCCUCUGAAUUCUGCACCGGUCACCCUCACACCUCUUGCGUUGCCACCAGCCGCACCUUGCACCGUAUCAUUCGCUCCGUCAGGGACGCACCCGGCACUGCCAACCGCGCCAUCAUUAAUCACGGUUCUGGCUCCACCGCUAUCUCUUCCGAGCCCCUCAAGCCAACAGAUUCAAGUCCUGGCUCCAAAUGUAUCACCGGAGCCGCUGGUACUUUGCGCGGAAAACGCCAUCAAUUCGACACAAUGCGAUUUAACAUCUGCGUUUGCGGCGACCAACGCCGCGAACCUUGUCGCUCUCUCGCAUCCACUCGGCCCCUCUUCAAACCUGUUUCUCACCGAUCAAAUUUCUCUGAACCCCCCGUUUAACGGAGACCACGGCAUAUGUGAGGUGCCGUUCGCACCCGCCGCAGCGUUGAACGAUCCCCUCAUCAACUCGUACAACAUCACGAGUAACACAGUCCUGAUCGAAUGCACCAUUUCCCUCGAAACGCCGGGGAAUGUCCCCGCCGCCGUUCCUGCGCGAGACGGCGCGGAGUCUGCAGUCUGCGCGCAGAUGCUUGUUAAUCACAUCGAGCGGCAACAGAUGCUGUCAUUGCCCAACGCGGCCACCGUGGACCCGGCCAUCCUCAUUUCCUCCAUCGAAGAGUCCGUCAGGUUGUCGUCAAGCACCUCACUGAUGCCGGAUUUUCCCGCCAAGGCUGAAGAACCGGACCAAGACUUAGCCGAAGAACCUCCAAAUGCGGAAGAAGAGGAACCUGGCGUGUUUCUGGCCAAGGCUGAAGAACCGGACCAAGACUUAGCCGAAGAGCCUCCAAAUGCGGACGAAGAGGAACCGGACGUUUUUCCGGCCAAGGCUGAAGAACUGGACCAAGACUUAGCCGAAGAACCUCCAGAUGCGGAAGAAGAGGAACCUGGCGUUUCUCCGGCCAAGGCUGAAGAACCGGACCAAGACUUAGCCGAAGAACCUCCAAAUGGGGACGAAGAGGAACCUGGUGUUUUUCUGGCCAAGGCUGAAGAACCGGACCAAGACUUAGCCGAAGAGCCUCCAAAUGCGGACGGAGAGGAACCGGCCGACGGGACCGAACCAGGAACAGAAGUCGCGACCGACAUUACUGAAUCCGUGGCAGAAGUGGCGACUGACGGUACCGAAUCGGGCGUGGUCGUUUCCGUUGACGACUCGAAGCGCGUUGAGAAUGUCGAAGAGACGGAACCGCCGAGCGACGCGGAGCCGCAGACGUUCGCCAAGAACUUCAUCUGCAAUGUCUGCGACCUGCUGUUCCACUCGAUGAAAGAACUCGGCCAUCACGUUAGCGAUCACGCAGAAGAAUGGCCCUACAAAUGCGAAUUCUGCGUUCUGCUCUUCGAAAAGCCCUCGGCUUUGCUCGACCACCGCUCGAGCCUUCACGGCGUCGACAAGACUUACCUCUGCAGCGCGUGCCCGAAGGACUUUGUUUACCUCUGCAAUCUGAAACAGCAUCAGGAGGAAUUGCAUCCCGCCCAGCAAUGUACAUUCACUGAAGAAGAAAAAGGGAAAGUCAGAUCUCAGAAUUACAACUACUCUGCCAAAGUCAGCGCCGAGCUCGCAUUGCCCGACGGGUCUGCCGAGCAGGUGAAAAAGGAAGAGAACGAAGCCGACGCGGCUGCCGAAGAAUUGUUCACGACCAUUAAGAUCCUGGCCUCGGACGGAGGCAAAUUCAAAGCGCCCGAUGUCCGUCUGGGCAUUAACCAGCACUACCCCAGCUUCAAGCCUCCGCCCUUCCCUUACCACAACAGGUCACCCGCCGGCUCGCCGGCCUCGGCCACAAAUUUCACCACCCACAACAUCCCUCAAACCUUUAGCACGGCCAUUCGCUGUACCAAAUGCGGGAAAAGCUUUGACAACAUGCCGGAGCUGCACAAGCACAUCCUGGCUUGCGCCAACGCCAGCGAUAAGAGGCGCUACACGCCCAAGAAGAAUCCCAUCCCGCUGCGACACUUUGCAAAGAGCCAGAACGGCGUCCUCUCCACGACCAAUUCGGAAAAUGAAUCCAACGCCUCCAACGGAGGCAACCGGUCCACGCAGUCCUCAGUCAAGAUGAAGUUGAAAUUACUGAACAAAAGGAAGCGAAAGCUGGCCCAGAGGGUCACGCCCAAGCGGAACAAGUCCUUGCCAAACAAAGCGUCGCCUCCCCGCGCGGACGAGGACGUAUUUGUCUGCCCUCACUGCAGCAGGGAGUUCACAAUGCGACGCAGCCGAACCAAACACAUGGCGGUCUGUCCCCAAAAAGCCAGAGAAGCGAGGACCAGGAAAGAGGGAGGGGUCUCCGUGACAAAGGAAAACGACGGACGGCUCCAUCGAGGGGUCUCUCACGCGAACGAGCAACGAGCCUCGGCUCAUCCUCGGACGAGACUCCAGACGUCGCGGCCGGCGAAACGGCCCGCCCCGCCUCCCGCACCGACGAGCUUUCUAAACAAGAGGCCUAAACUAGCCACAAAGGAGGAUUCCCAAAAUGACAUUUCCACUUUAAACGACCUCCCCGCGGUCCGUCCUUUCAACCCUCCUCUGCGGCAGUACACGCGAGUGCAUCAUGGCGUUAAACUCUCUCCGGCGAAACAACAACCACCACCACCACCGCUAAGUGAGCUUCCUACGCCGAUUCGAGAGGAAGCGACCGCUGGCGGCAGCUCUGGGCAAAGCGCGACCGCUUGAAGACCUUUCGGCUCCCCUGUCAGGACGGUGCGCACCCUUGACACCUCUUCACCCAGCUAAGGCUUGAUGUCCUUUACACUGUACAAGAGAUGACUGAACGAAGGACAGGAGGAAAAAAAAAACAAAAAACGGAACUACGACUGCGAGUAGAGAGACUAUGUGAUGGCUGGCGCAGUUUGGAGGUCCGUACGGUCCUCCACUUUGUCGAAUUUUCCGUUUUACAUCCUGGAUUUGCACUUUGAAGUUAAUCUGACAGCAACGUGUUGUCGAGGAAAUUGGGGGGGGGGGGGGGGGGGGUGUCGAAGCCGAAAGGCUUCUCUCAUUUCUCGCUUGGCGGGCUACUCGGCUGAGGAUGGCAGGCAGCAAUCACUGUUGGCGUGGAUUUGCACUACUUUUUCCUUAUCGGUCAUAUGUUGCCUUUUUGAGUUGAAAUUCUUGACUGCAUGUUCUGUGCUUGUUCUGCAGUUGUGUGAUCUUUAAACAUUGAAAAUAUAACUUGCCGUUAACCUUUCAAUUUGAGGCGAAUCCGUGAACUGAGUAUGAAAGCUUCUCUUCACAGUUGUUCAGGUUGCAGGCGCUGUUGGAAAUAUCGAGAAGCAACUAUUGGGAUUGUCUCAUUUGGCGGGGUUAACUCAAGUGAGAAAAUCGGAGUAAAUCUAGUCAUCAGUGUCCUUUCUGUGUAUUUAUAUGAAGAAACAUUUCUAUUGCUUACACGCCAUUAAAUGAUGAUGGCUUGAUAGCCUUAUGGCAUACAAAUCAAGGAUUAAAGUUCAGUGUUGGCCCACUGAAGUUUAUUAUUAUUAAAUUUAUUUUUUUUUGCAGUGUAAAGUACUGCACCCGAAUUUGAAUUACUUUCAAUGUGGUAAGCUCAUAGGUCGGAAAUUUUCAGAGGUGAAAAGCAGCACUCUGCCGCUAUCAUGGCUCAUAAAUGAUAUGUUUUGUCUUUUUCUUUUCAGUAGUCAUCAACUGUAGAAUUGAAGCACUUCAUCCAAGCUUACCGUCUGCUUCACAUUUUAUUGUUCAAAUAUGGACACUCAAUUGAAAUGUGAAUCCAAACGACAAAGUCAGCUCGUUUAGUUUUUAAACCGACUGUUGAAAAUUGCUUUGAAUCUCGUUUGCAGAAAUACUCAUAAGCUAUGAAUUUAAACAGGGUACUUAUAUGAUAUCGAAAUUGAUUGCAUUUCUAAUUUAUGGGAACUGAAACGUGUGAGUCAUAUUUUUUUUAAUACGGCGAUAAACUUUUCCCUCUGCGAUUCAUGUAACUUCUCCCACAAACUGCAUUACGUUGGAUGUACAGGGUGUUAAGGGGGACAGCUAUCUGACUGUGAACGUUUGUGUAGCAUUUUAAAAUGUAAAUGAAGUUAUGUAUAUUUAUUAAUUUAAAACCAUGUCAUGAUAUUUGAUGAAGUUGGAAGUUGUUUAAUUUGCACACGCACCCCAAUCCCCUCUCCCGCCCCGCUCCAGCGUGUGGUCAAAAUAAAUGCAGAAUGUCGGUGUCAAAUCUGUGUGUGAAGAUUUGUUUGCAACCAUGUGCGAAAUGCCAGAUGCCAUUGAACAAGUCAUUCAAGGAAUCAACAACACUGUCCAGAAGACUGCGAGACUGCAGACACACCAGAGUGUGUGUUUAAUAAAAAAACACAA